Messenger RNA from Geodia barretti, 2273 nucleotides. The record is from the annotation of a GenBank genome assembly. NCBI's taxonomy places the organism in Eukaryota, Metazoa, Porifera, Demospongiae, Tetractinellida, Geodiidae.
CACGAUGUGCCUCGCGCGAGGGAAGAGAAGAGAGUAUGGACGAACUGGACGCGUUCUUGGACGAGAGGGUCGGUUCAGACCCGGACCUCCUCCCAGACCUGCUGGAGAGCCUCACAAAGGAGAGAGACGAGCUAGAGCAGCAGGCAAGUCGCACCGCUACAAAACAAUACCACUCGCAGUUUACUCGCGACUCGUUCCCUCGCGAGGGGGAACUCUUUCUCUAACUCUAGCUGCGUGGAGAGGUGGCAGCGGAGGGAGACAACGCGUGGCAGGAGGUGGUGUUUGAAGUAAAGGAGGUUCUCUCGCAGCUUGAGGCUCUCAAGACUACCUGCACACAUCUCUCUGGAGAAGAUGGUGAGGGGGUGAGUCUGGGAAGAGGGGAGGUGGGAGAGUGUGCAGAUGGGCUGAGAGAGAAGGCACAGCAGCUGUUACAGGCUACAGCGCCUCCUUGCCUACCUCAACUGGCUCCUGAAAAUCAUUGAGCUCAGUUCCAGAAUUGAAGCGGAGCUGUCGCCGGGUGGGGACCUCUCCGUGGCUGUUGGUUGCCAUGGAGACCUGGUUACCGUGGCGACACAGUUGGAGUCGUCUCGUUGUCGACACCUCGUGGAGUACUCCGCCUCCUGUGUCGUGUGGUGGGGGGAGAGGUUAAGAGAAAGAACAGUGAGAGAUUUUUCAUCAGUGCUGGCUGAACUACACUGGCCCUUCUCGUCCUCCUCUAUCUCCUAUUCUCUUCACGACCGCAACGAAACUUUCUCAGAACUUUUCCACCUCCUGUUGAAACUGGACCCUCUGGGGGGCCAGCAAAACCUGGGGAACCACGGUAAAAACAUGGACGACCCCCUCCUGUACCCUGUGGAGCAGCUGGUGCAGCCCCUGAGGAGACGAUUUCGUUACCACUUCCUGGAGGAUAGAAGAACAAACCUUCUGGAGAAGCCAGAGUGGUGUUUCACCCAGAUGUCGUCAUGGAUACGAAGCCACACCCCUUUCCUGGAGAAGCUUGUACAGCCGUUGUUGGAAGCAGCAGGUCUGCACCAUGUAGAUGCUGUGGACAUGGUUCAGGACGACCUGUUAAUGGCUCAUCUCAUUGACGAACUGCUUCUCUUUAACCGGGAGCUGAUGUUGCUGGGCUACCCUCCCUCCUCCCCCUCCCCCCUCUCUCUCCUCCUAGACACCACCUCCUUCAGCAAGUGGAUCGCUCUUGAGAGACAGUACCGGUACCGGAACCUGCCCAGCGAGAUCCACCAGUUGAAGUUUGUUGGACUCCAACGAGACCUGAUCCUGGAUUUCCUCCACGACAUCGUCGCGGCUGGAGACGGGACGACAUCGGGGACGGGCCCCCUCUCCCCUCUCCUCUGCUCCCAGCUGAAUGGCUGCAGCUACAUCACGGCUGUUCUCAGAGAGUGGGGAGAAAUGAAGUUCUUUGUGUCCCUCCACUACUCUGAGCAAGACCACACCUCUUCCUCCUCUGACCAUCCCCUCCCCACUGGUCGACCGGACAUUGACACCAUCCUUCAACUGAGGAGACAAGACUCUGCCUUUGCCGAGGUGGAGGGCAACGUUUUCUCCGCCGUCUCCUCUGAGUUCAGGACACACUCGGGCGUCCUACAGGACAGACUGGUCCAGCAGGAACUGGAGAGAGAUGCGGGGGAGGUGGCAUGGCAGGAAUUGUCCGUCUCUCUCUCGGCGGUCCUUCCUCAACUCCAGGGACAGCUGGCUUUCCUCAGAGACCACCUCUCAACCCCCCAGUUUGCCGCCGUUUUCCAGAGGACAGCCAACCAUAUUGAUCAGGUCCUCUUCAGUGAGGUUAUUUUGUCAACUCAUUUUGGAGUGGGUGGAGCCAACCAGUUGAACUUUGACCUCACGGCGGGGUUCCUGCCCGUCUUGUCCCAGUUCUGUGAGGACGACCUGUCGGCACGUCAGCUGAUGGAGAGGUGUAGGGAGUCUUGUCGUCUGCUAACUCUCUUCCCCGGCUCCGCAAAACUGCUCCAGGAGCUGCUGGUGGGUGUGGUCAGGGGUGGAGCAACCACACCCAUCGAGACUUACACCGCAGCCGUGACAACACUCAACGAGUUUGGAGUCCAUACUUUGGAACCAGUUCAGGCGUACCAGAUUCUGUCCAACAUGAUAGUUCAACAAACUUAGGUCUAAUAUUUUUGAAGUUGGAAAACAUUUUUUGUACCUGACAACUACAUACGUAACUGUGCACACAUUAAUUGUAGCCCACAAUCCAAAAAAGAAGUAAAGAUAUAUGUAUAAUGGGUUGACUUGGCCAA